Molecule: messenger RNA, 2520 nt
Organism: Rhineura floridana
Lineage: Eukaryota; Metazoa; Chordata; Lepidosauria; Squamata; Rhineuridae
Product: coiled-coil domain-containing protein 73-like
Exons: 8
Coding region: 1-2520 (839 amino acids)
Source: RefSeq, a predicted model, not a curated record
AUGGCAAAAUCACACAACAAUUUAAAGAAUUUUAUGCCUCUUGUGUAUGCCCCUGUGGAAGUGGAUGAAGACUUAAUAGCAGAAUAUCUACAGAAAGUGAGAAUAGACCCCCCCCCUCCCAGACAACAUGCUCAGCCAGUAUCUCUCAUCAACGUAGAUGCUAAACUCUUCACCGUAAUAUUGUUGGAGAGACUGGCAGAGGAACUAAAGAAAGUUAAAGCAGACUUGAUAAGGUCCCAUGUCACUUGUCAGCAAAGAAUGGGGGACGAAAAUCUCAAUCUUACAGCAAAGGAACAGGAGUUACAAGAGCUACGGCAAAAGAAUUCAAUGGAGACAGAAUUAAAUAUAAAAAUAACUGAAGAAAAUGCACACCUAAAGGAAGAGAAACAGACCCUUGGAAGAGAUAAUGAGCUGCAAAGGGAGAAAGCAAAAGAAAAUGAAGAAAAGUUCCUUAAUCUUCCAAAUGAAUAUGAGAAAACACAAGCAACUUGGAAAAGUGAAGCCAAAGAAAGAGGUUAUGAGAAUCAAAUGCAGACAAGCCAAAAAGAAAACAAAUUUACACAAACAACAAAAUUAGUUUUUAAUAAUCUUGAACAAGAAGAAAUUGGGUUAAAAAAUCCUUGGUUUUUGGAUUUGGAUGAAAUACAAACAGAACAAAACAAUGCUGAUAUAGAAGAUUUAGAUUAUCUUGAGAAUAUUAUGAAUAAAGAUAAGACAUCGUGUCCUUUCAAGAAAAACCAAAGGGAGGCUUCUGUAAGCAAAGCCCUCUGCACAACUAAUUCUGUUACUUCAGAAUUGACCUGUGGAUCAUGUGCUGCUGACUGUGGAGAAACAGCAGCUGAAGGAAAAGUAGGCAAAAAUAUAUUUGAUAAAAUACAGACAAGGAUAGAAACAAACUCCUUAAAUAGUUACUGUUCCUUGAUGGAAGAACACAAGAUGCUCUUAGAAAGCACUGCAGCUUUAGAUUGUUCUAUUCCAGAUACAGAUCAUUGGACAAAGCUCAAUGAGCAUCUAGAUGGAAGUGUUGAAAAUGAAUUUAUUUCUGAAAUAAAUGAAAAUAUCAACAAUACACCUCCUGAGAGAACUCUCUCUGUAAAUGAAGCACUUAGUGAAGAGUCCAAAGUUCAGUAUAAUGCUGCUAGUGAGAAAACGUCAAAUAGCUGUUCGAAGGUUGAAAUUAAUCCUACCUUGUUACAAAAGUUAGAGAAUAAUUACACAUCCUUCCAGAACGACGGUUUUGAUAAAUGUAGUGACAUUUGUAAAGCAGAAGAAACACCAAGUCAGAGCUCCAGUUACAUAACCUCCAAUAUUAUUUUAUGUAAACAGAUUAAUACUUAUCCUGAAGAAAUGCAUAGUGCUAGUGCAUGCAAAAAUAACAGAUGCUGUGAGCAAAGCAGUACAUGCAGCACACCGGAGAAAACUCCACCUUCACUUGCUUUUUCAUAUAACAAUUUAGGUAUAAAUACUCUUAUUACCACUGGUGGAAACAUCAAUAAUCUGCCUCAAGUAAGGAAUUUUAAUUUAAGUGCUGAAAACUCUAAAUCUAAAGAUAAAAAUGAAACACCAACCAAUCAAUCAGAUAAGGACAAUUCUAGACUGAGAGAAAUGAUAGAAAAGACGCCUGAGAGUACAAACAAGGUUUUGUCUCUUAGCACUGAAAAUGUCCGUGAAUCUCAGACUGAAGAUCUGAAAGCUAACAAAGUUACCAGAGAUAAACAAAAAGAAUUCCAUAUGUCCAGAACUACAGGGGAACAAUUUUUUGUAGUUUGUGAGAAAGAGAACAUAUUAUUAAAAGAAUGGGAAGGGCCAUUAAGUAGGCCAGCUACAGUGGAAAUGGUUGUGGAAGGCAGCACAGAAGAACCAUGUUCUUUACCGAUAAAGACAACACAAGAUGUAAUAAACAGAAGUGGACAGUCACUCCUUCACCUUCCAACUACGGAUAAACCCCUCCCCAAAACUACAGCAAACUUAAAAUUACCAAGAGUAUGUCAAGGUGAAAUUCAAACAAUGUGCAAUUCCAAAAUGCCUCUCUCUUUGAAAGAAAAGCUAUUUUCACAAGAAGUAAAAAAUGCCCAUAGAUCAUUUGAAGUUGCUCAGAUGAAUAUGCAUGCUGUUGUAAGAGAAGAAACACUAGUUUCUAUCUGCAGUAAUAGUGUUGCUGACACUUUGAAUACCGGAAGUAUCAAUCUAGGCCCCAAGAGAAAUCCCAGUGAAGAAUGGAAUGCAAUAGCAAAGACUUUUUAUGAUCCUUCUUUUCCCACAGAACACGUCACAACAGAGUGUCCAUCAGGACAACAACAGAGGGCUUCUCAACCACUCUCUGAAGUCAGUGCAGCUAUUUUAAAGGACAGCUCACAGAACACCGGAGACAAAGAUUGGCAUUUGCAAAACGUAUUUAUAAAAGCUCAAAUCAACAAUAUUGAGAAGUUUCUGUAUUUAGAAAGGCUCUGCCAGCCCAGAAAGAGAAAGUACGAGGAAGAUACAGAAAAAACAGUGACAACAGAUAAAGCAGAAGUAUAA